UUCAAGGUGAGAAAAAAAUUACCAGUUUCUNUCGCGUGGAUGCACUAUUACUGGUAUCUGACUAAUGAUGGCAUCGAGUUCCUCCGCACGUAUCUCAACUUGCCUUCUGAAAUUGUCCCGGCCACUCUGAAGAAGUCCGCCAAACCCCUCGGCCGGCCAAUGGGAGGCCCACCCGGAGACCGCCCUCGCUCCAAUGUGGACCUCCAAGGUUUGAUGGUGACAGGCCACGAUUUGGCGAUCGAGAAGGUUACCGUGGAGGGCCGAGAGGACCUCCAGGUGAAUUUGGUGGUGAAAAAGGUGGAGCUGGUGCACCUGCUGAUUUCCAACCCGCUUUCAGGGGAUCUGGACGAGGUAGUUUUGGCCGUGGUUCUGGCAGCUUUGGUGGAGCACCUCCAAGUUAAUUUUGUUAGUUCUCCAUUUCUAUGUAUUUUCUCCUUAAGUUGCGAAUGGUGAACUUUUGUUGAACUUAAACUUAGUAUCUCACAUUCAAAUAUCAAGUUGUACUCUGAAUCUGCAAUUUUGUUUAUUUUGGGACCGGAGAUUUCUCAUUCCUUUUAAAGCUUAAGCUGUGUGUGCGCACUUGCCUGCGAAAUGCAUUCUUAUCUUGGUUAUGCGAGUGAUGUUGGUUUAACUUGUUAGACCAUUUUCUAAUAAGCGGUAUCUAUAGCUAUGAAUUAUGAUUGAGUUUUAUGCACUUGUGAAAA
This is a messenger RNA of Striga asiatica, 704 nucleotides long. NCBI's taxonomy places the organism in Eukaryota, Viridiplantae, Streptophyta, Magnoliopsida, Lamiales, Orobanchaceae. The record is from the annotation of a GenBank genome assembly.